This is a messenger RNA of Olea europaea var. sylvestris, 1044 nucleotides long. RefSeq lists its product as uncharacterized. Gene Ontology annotation, biological process: transcription by RNA polymerase I. The coding region runs from base 12 to 965 and encodes 317 amino acids. The transcript is spliced from 5 exons. The record is from RefSeq and is a predicted model, not a curated record. Gene Ontology annotation, cellular component: RNA polymerase I transcription regulator complex. Lineage: Eukaryota; Viridiplantae; Streptophyta; Magnoliopsida; Lamiales; Oleaceae.
UCACACAUGGAAUGACUAAGGAUGCGCAUAUGGCUGCUCUAUGUCUUAUGCAGAAGCGUGGUUUUGAGAGUGACCCGGUCUCAAAUUUGGUUGUUGGCUUGACAUUUUGCCAUCUCUGGUAUUCUGGACUUCCAAAAGAGCUACAAUGGACAGAGUUGGACACAUUUGAUGAGUCCAAGCAAUCGGAAAUGCCUGCAGAUGGAAUUUACAAGGGGUAUGAUGCUUUCGAAGCUGGAGGAGCCAAAUCCUCCUUACAGUGUUUUUUGAACACCUCUUUCGCCUAUGACAAAGAAGUGUUAGGAGAGGAUGGUAACCACCCGAAAGAUUCCAUGGAUAUUGAUGCUAAUAAACUGAAAGAAUCUGCUCGCCGUCAUUUUCAGCCACUAGAUUUCUACAUGAAUUCUACCGAGGAAAGUGGACAUGAAAAAUAUUUCUUCUCUAAUAGUAGUGGUGAUCUGCCUCAUGUGUCUAUUUUUGACACUCAUGGUCUUCCUCCAUGGUUACUGCCUAUGCAUUUGCCAAAUUCUCGUGAAAUUUUUGAGGAUUUGAUGGAUGAGCACAAGAAAUUUCAUAAUGACUACUAUACGAGUGCGUUGAAGCACUUGCGUGUUUCCCUUUACUCGAAAGUUCCAGUAAUUGAGGCUUUUCAUCCUUUAAUACAGAUGCUUCUUCUUGGAGAUCGGGUCAACGAGGCCCUUGAUGAACUUGAAAAAUCAUUUAAAAUUUCAGAUACAGUACUCCAGUUAAGAUUGAAAGCUGCUCUCUUGGAGCAUUUUAAUGGCAUAUACAAUGUGAAACUCUGUACAUGCUUUGAGGACAUCUUAAAGAAGGAUCCAACAUGCAGCAACUCGUUGGCUAGACUUGUUGUCAUGCAUCAACGAGGUCAGUUAUUAGUGUUUUUUCAGACGGUUUCAAGGUGUUCAUUUCGUUAUCUUAUCACUUCUGAUAAGAUCAAUUUUGAAUAGUUUAGUCAUCAUUUGUUUUUUUUUCACUUCUCAUUGCUCUAUACUCUUUUGCUCCUUUUUUCUAUUAUUAUAUUUUAAU